Exophiala oligosperma is the source of this 1146-nucleotide messenger RNA. RefSeq lists its product as uncharacterized. The record is from RefSeq and is a predicted model, not a curated record. The transcript is spliced from 4 exons. Bases 1 to 1146 code for a protein of 381 amino acids. Gene Ontology annotation, molecular function: oxidoreductase activity; zinc ion binding. NCBI's taxonomy places the organism in Eukaryota, Fungi, Ascomycota, Eurotiomycetes, Chaetothyriales, Herpotrichiellaceae.
AUGGCGGGUGAACUUCCAUCAACCAACAUACCAACGAAAGCAUUGGUUGUUGAAGAGGUGAACGCACCAUUCAAAUUAGUGGACAUUGUCUUGGACGAAGUGCGAAGUGAUGAAUUACUUAUCGAGAUAAAGUAUUCUGGGGUCUGUCAUACAGAUCUUGCUGUCAGAAAUGGUGCCAUGGCUGUUGGAGAGUAUCCUGCCAUCCUGGGUCAUGAAGGUGCAGGAAUAAUCCGUCGGGUGGGCAGUGCGGUCCAAAACAAAAAUCUCAAAGAAGGCCAGAACGUUCUGCUCAGCUUCCACACUUGUCGAAAGUGUGUUCACUGUCAGGCUGGAAAGUUGGGCAAUUGCCCUGAAAUGACACCUAGCAAUUUCGCCGGGACAAGGCUCUCAGAUGGAACUGCCCCAGCCAGAUUAAUAGAUGGGCGCCCUGCUCGCGGGCAGUUCUUCGGACAGUCUUCGUUCAGUAACCUGUCCAUCGUUCCAGAAGAAUGUGUCAUUCCGUGCGACCUUCCAGAGGAGUCUUUGGCAUUACUAGCCCCUCUCGGCUGUGGAUAUAAUACGGGAGCAGGUACAGUGAUUAACGUCCUCAAGCCAGAGAAAUGGACGCGGUUGGCCGUUUUCGGAGUCGGUGCAGUCGGGAUAGCGGCAUUGCUGGCGGCUAAAGCAGUGGGAGUAGAAACAUUGAUCGCAGUCGACCUGGUGGAGAGCAAACUCGACAACGCAAUCAGCUUUGGGGCGAGGCACACUAUCAACACCAGCAAACAGCAAAAUCUCGUUACUGCUCUACAAGCAAUUGGAGUUGACCAGAUCAUUGACACUACUGGCGUGUCUUCGUUGAUUGAAAUGGGCAUCAAAGCACUGAACCAUGCAGGAACUUUUGCCUUGGUUGGUCUUCCGCGACCGGAGGCGCCCAUUCAGAUCGAUCCACUGGAAACCAUGCUCGCAUGCAAAACCAUCACAGGCGUCAUCGAGGGAAGAAGCGAUCCUUUGACGUUCUUGCCUCGGCUGAUAGAGCUCUUCAAGGAAGGGAAGUUUCCAGUGGACAAACUCGGAAAGAUCUAUCCAGCAACUUCAAUCGAGGACGCGUUGCGAGACCUCAAAAGAGGACUGGUCGUCAAACCGAUUCUGUCAUGGGCUGAUAUUUGA